Gloeophyllum trabeum ATCC 11539 is the source of this 1218-nucleotide messenger RNA. Its product is annotated as 26S proteasome subunit P45. Gene Ontology annotation, cellular component: proteasome regulatory particle, base subcomplex. Bases 1 to 1218 code for a protein of 405 amino acids. Gene Ontology annotation, biological process: proteasome-mediated ubiquitin-dependent protein catabolic process. Lineage: Eukaryota; Fungi; Basidiomycota; Agaricomycetes; Gloeophyllales; Gloeophyllaceae. Gene Ontology annotation, molecular function: ATP hydrolysis activity; ATP binding; proteasome-activating activity. The transcript has 6 exons. The record is from RefSeq and is a predicted model, not a curated record.
AUGGCGCUGAGCACGGACGAGAUUCUUACGAGAAUCCGAUUGAUCGAGAAUGAUGUGAAGGUCAUGCGUUCAGAGACACUGCGAUUACAGCAUGAACAGAGCGUCAUGAAGGAGAAGAUCCGGGAUAAUGGAGAGAAGAUCAAGCAGAAUAAGGUCUUACCAUAUCUUGUGGGGAAUGUCGUCGAGAUUCUAGACGUCGAUCCCGAAGGUCAAGAGGAAGGCUCUGCACGUGAUUUGGACUCCAUGCGCAAGGGCAAGUGUGCGGUAAUCAAGACUUCAACAAGACAAACCGUAUUCCUGCCCCUCAUUGGUCUCGUGCCUGCCGAGAAGCUGAAGCCGGGUGACCUGGUUGGCGUGAACAAGGACUCCUACCUCAUCUUGGACACUCUGCCAGCUGAAUUUGAUUCAAGAGUCAAAGCCAUGGAGGUGGACGAGCGUCCGACAGAAUCAUACACGGAUAUCGGUGGGCUUGAGAAGCAGAUCGAAGAGCUGGUCGAGGCCAUCGUGCUUCCCAUGGAACAGGCCGACAAAUUCAAGACGCUAGGUAUCAAGCCGCCGAAGGGUGUGCUGAUGUAUGGGCCACCCGGUACGGGGAAGACUCUACUGGCAAGAGCGUGUGCCGCGCAGACGAAUGCGUGCUAUCUUAAGCUGGCUGGUCCGUCACUGGUCCAGAUGUUUAUCGGUGACGGUGCGAAGCUCGUGCGAGACGCGUUUGAAUUGGCGAAGCAGAAGGCACCCGCUAUUAUCUUUAUAGACGAGCUGGACGCUAUCGGUACCAAGCGAUUCGACUCGGAGAAGAGUGGAGACCGCGAGGUUCAGCGGACAAUGUUAGAACUUCUCAAUCAGUUAGACGGAUUUAGCAGCGACGAGCGAAUCAAGGUCAUUGCUGCAACGAACCGAAUAGAUAUCCUGGACCCGGCUUUGCUUCGGUCAGGACGACUCGACCGUAAGAUCGAGUUCCCCCUUCCAAACGAAACUGCGCGAGCACGGAUUUUGGAGAUCCACUCUCGCAAGAUGACCGUUGGACCUGACGUCAACUUUGAAGAGUUGGCAAGAAGCACGGACGAAUUCAAUGCCGCUCAACUCAAGGCUGUGUGUGUCGAAGCAGGCAUGAUUGCAUUGAGAGAGGGUGCUACGAAGUUGGGCCAUGAGCAUUUCUUGAGCGGGAUCGCAGAAGUCCAAGCAAAGAAGAAGAACGACCUUAUGUACUUCGCCUAG